This is a messenger RNA of Arabis nemorensis, 639 nucleotides long. The record is from the annotation of a GenBank genome assembly. Lineage: Eukaryota; Viridiplantae; Streptophyta; Magnoliopsida; Brassicales; Brassicaceae.
AUGAAGAGACUUGACAUCAUUACCAUCAUACUCUUAGCUUACACGGCGGCUACGGUGGCCGGACAACAAUGCGGCCGCCAAGCCGAUGGUCAGACUUGUGCCGGCAACAUCUGUUGCAGCCAGUACGGCUACUGCGGCACCACCGCCGACUACUGUUCUCCGGCCAACAAUUGCCAGAGCAACUGUUGGGGAAGCGGACCAAGCGGAGGCGAAAGCGCGUCGAACGUACGCGCCACCUACCAUUACUAUAACCCGGAGCAGAAUAAUUGGGAUUUGAGAGCCGUGAGUGCUUAUUGCUCCACGUGGGAUGCUGACAAGCCGUACGCGUGGCGGAGCAAGUAUGGUUGGACCGCCUUCUGUGGACCGGCAGGUCCUCGUGGUCAAGCUUCUUGCGGCAAGUGCCUUAGGGUGAGGAACACUAGGACAAAUGCAGCGGUAACGGUGAGAAUAGUGGACCAAUGCAGCAAUGGAGGAUUGGAUUUGGAUGUUGCAAUGUUCAAUAGAAUUGAUACAGAUGGUGUUGGCUAUCAACAAGGCCAUCUCAUUGUUGAUUACCAAUUUGUUGACUGUGGCAAUGAACUCAUUGAUCAGCUUGAUGAUUCGAAAAACAUCCUUGUUUCGGCCAUUGAUCGCGUUUGA